Molecule: messenger RNA, 1995 nt
Organism: Caretta caretta (loggerhead turtle)
Lineage: Eukaryota; Metazoa; Chordata; Testudines; Cheloniidae
Source: RefSeq, a predicted model, not a curated record
UGCUUCUAAAUUAAUAUGUAUCUAGGCCUGCUGGAAGAAAUCUCUUUUGAACAAAUCUCUUCACCCCCUUUCCCAGUCCCGAAGCAGGGGAGAUCAGCUCUGCAGGAUGAGGUUAUCCCCUGUUGCAGCUGGAACAAAAGCCAGUGCAAGAAGAAAACAAUAACACAUCCUGGAAGCGGGGAAGAAGAGUUUAAAUGGCUUUUGCAAGAGGAGGUUCAUGGUGUCCUGAGACAGCUGCAGGAUAUUCUGAAGGAGGCUUCUCACAGGUUUGCUUUGCCUGUUGGUAGCACAGAAGGACCAGUCAAACAGGAGAACUUCAUGCUGGGCACUUCAAGCGCAGACCAGGUGAAAGGAGUAUUGAUGCUGCAGGGAGAUGCUCUAUGCCAAGCUGAUAUUAAUUUGAAAAUGCCCAGAAAUAACCAGCUCCUGCACUUCACAUUCCGCGAAGACAAGCAGUGGAAAUUGCAGCAGAUCCAGGAUGCUAGAAACCACGUUAACCAAGCAAUUUACCUGCUCACAAACCGAGAUGUAAACUACCAGUUCAAAACAGGCUCUGAGGUCCUCAAGCUGAUGGAUGCGGUGAUGUUACAGCUGACACGAGCUCGGAACCGGCUCACUACUCCAGCCUCCUUGACCCUACCAGAAAUUGCCUCCAGUGGCCUUACGAAAAUGUUCACCCCCGCUCUGCCCUCGGACAUCCUUGUGAAUUUCUACAUCAACCUAAAUAAGCUGUGUUUGACUGUCUACCAGCUCCAUGCACUGCAGCCCAAUUCCACCAAGAACUUCAGACCUACUGGAGGGUCCAUUCUGCAUAACCCUGGAGCCAUGUUUGAGUGUGGCAGCCAAAGAUAUGAAGUCAGCCACGUCCAUAAAGUGGAGUGUGUGGUACCUUGGCUAAAUGACGCCCUUGUCUUCUUCACGGUCUCUCUGCAGCUCUGCCAGCAGCUGAAGGACAAGAUCUCUGUGUUUUCCAGCUACUGGAACUACAGGCCAUACUAAUCCUUCCACAAGAGUUUGACCCUACACGACCCCGACCACUACUGCCCUGCCCCUCUUAGGAGGAAACCCCUGUGUACCAACCUGAGAGGAGUGCCAUGUCGCACUGGCCUGUGUCCUGCCAUACACCAGGGUCAGUGCUUUCCAGAGACAUUACCUGUAGGAGCUGCUUGUGCUUCAGACCUCAGGGUUCAACACAUGGCAGCACUGAGCAGGGCCCCUCGCAGUGCUGUGAUGUGGACUGUGAGCUUGCUCAUGUCUGCGUAGUCACAUGUGGAAUGUUACUUAUUUGCACCUUGCAAGCCCAUAAUGAGUUAUGUGGACCAUGUCCGAGGGGUUGGGGUGAGGGGAAGACCAUGAGCCAGUAAAGCUAAUCUAAUUUGCACAUACCAUCGGGAUUGCUGGACCAUGAACAGAGCUGGGGAGAGACCGAGACAGACAAACACUAACUGGGGCAGGCUGAGUGCUUGUUAAUGUGCAGCACAUCAUGGAUCAAGAGGAUGCUGUUUCAUGCAGUGACCUAGGAUGGUCCAUCAGGGUUUUUGAAUGGCCCCAAGACUCAUUCUUUCCUGUCCCAAACCCUCCCCAGCAUCUGUCCAGAUGUUUCUUGUCAUUCAUUUUGAGAUGUUCUUAUUUGCAGCUGUUACUUCCUUCUCCCUGGCACCAAUGUGACUGUGUGUUACUCCUUGUUUCUGAGCCCCAGGUGAGCCAGUUAUUUCUGUCUGUUAGAAUGUAGCUUCUGUUUGCCAUUUGCACAUAAACCUCUCUCUCCCUAGCACAGGAAUGAGCGGAGCCUCUGUCCGCCGUCUGUGCCAGGCCUUCUGUUGUAUAGUCUCUAUGAUCUACCACAGGGUGACACUAAACACAGAUCUGCAGACAAGACUAUGUUGUUCCUGUGGAAGGAUGGUGGUUGUUAGCUGCCUAACCUAUUGAUGCUACAGUAUAUGAAUCACCCCCAUAACCAGUCAAUAUUUGUGAAAUAAAGUUCCUCAGACCAAG